Molecule: messenger RNA, 2062 nt
Organism: Vollenhovia emeryi
Lineage: Eukaryota; Metazoa; Arthropoda; Insecta; Hymenoptera; Formicidae
Exons: 8
Coding region: 322-1521 (399 amino acids)
Source: RefSeq, a predicted model, not a curated record
CCGUUCGUGCAGAGUUAUGUAUGUGAACGUAAAGCGAUAAUGUAGCGCUAUAAAAGCCAGAUAAGAGACAUACGUGAGUCUUCCUACUCGCGAAGACUGCGAAAGCUAUCAGUCGUGUGUCGAUCGUUACCGGCACGUGCAGUUGUUAGAUAAGAGAUAUCGGAUCUGCAAGUGGUGACGCGUUUAAUAUCGCGAUCGUGCUCCAUUCGCAAUUUUCUCUAUCCGUGAUCUCUCAUUGACGCGGUGUGCCGAAAAAAUCAGGGCAAAUAAUAGAAAAAAGGAAGAAGAAGAAAUAGCAUCUUUAUUCUUCACGACAGAGACAUGGCAACUACUGAAACGUGCAAGACUAAGUCGACCAAGAGUAUAGGUCGCAGAAAUGUCAUUCCCAUAAUCCAUGUACGAGGAACACACUACGAUAUCGGCUUGGACAUUGGACGUACUUUCGCCAAAAUGAUCCAAGAUUUUGUGGACGUCUAUCCACCGCUGAACGAGAUCUACUUGCCGCUGUUCGCGACUGAGCAGGGCAAGAAGGUUUACAAUGAAACUCUUGACACAGUUAAGAAACAAUUUCCGCAGUACUUGAAGGAAAUCGAGGGAACGGCGGAUGGUGCAAAUGUGCCGUUCCACAAGCUGUUUCUAAUGCAUCUGGACGACAUUAUUACGACCGUUACCGGAAAACAAACAAAUGCACUUCCAGUCGGUUGUACAUCUAUUAUCUGCAACCAACCGGGACAUGAAAUCCUGGGUCACAAUGAAGAUGCCGUCAAGGAUACCUUAAAUCAUUGGUACCUCGUGAGCGCUCAUGUAAUCGAGACAGGUUACAGAGAGGAGAAGUUCACAUCGUUGAGCUAUGCCGGUUUCCUGCCGGGUUACACAAUGGGCUACAAUCAUCACGGUCUUGUUUAUAGCAUCAACACCCUCAGCGCGGAAGUCCUGCGAUCCGGCAAGACUCCACGGUAUUUUCUGACGCGAGCUCUGCUGGGCGUGGGGAAUUUUGUGCAAGCACAACAGACGCUGAGGAACGAGGGUUACGGCGCAGCGGAGGGCUUCUCGGUGAACAUGACGUUCCUUGCGCAGGAAGGCGACCGGAUGUUUCACAACGCAGAAGUGGGUCCGGUUGAGGUGGGCGCCAAUCGAUCACAGCUCAACAUUCUGACCGUCAGUCCGGGCGAGAAUACAUCGCAUUGCAACAAAUAUCUACGUUUAAAGGUGGCGGAAGUGGAGGGUAGUAUUAUAGAGAGCAGUAUCAGGAGAAUGGAAGCGAUUUCGAAGCAUCCGCCAGUGAAAUGUCGCCAAGAUGUAAUUGAUAUACUUAGCGAUCAAACGGGCGAGGAUUAUAGAAUCUAUCAAGAAUUUGGCGGUGACGAAAGAAUAAAAACGAUUGCCACCGGUAUCUUCGACUGCAGUGAGCGUACAUGGUCCAUCUAUACUGAUAUCCCGCAGGUCAACGAGCCGAUUCUGAUAAUACCUAUGCAACUUCAAGACUUUGCGGCUCCGCAAUACGGCAAAACAACAAAAUAACAUCUUUUCGUCUCUUAUGUCACGAUUGAAUAAGCUAUUAAAUUAAACCUAUUUUUGACACACUAACUUGGUCAUCAUGGUAAAAUACAAUAAUGUAGUUGCUAGAGCAGCUAUGAUUAAUUUACAAGUCAGAGAAUUAAAAACUGAAGAUAAAUUAUCCAUCGUUUAAUGAUGUGGACAUAUUAGUCUAUUUGUAUAACAUAGUUCGACAAUUAAGAGAAUUAUUAUAACCCGAAUUACACUGGGAUCCGAGUUGAUUUUCAGAAAUGAUUACACGAAUAAAAUAAAAGAAUAAGAAUAAUUUGUCCAUAACUGGCUAAUUUAUUAAAAUUUAGUGCACUACUUUUGUUUUGACCAAUUUCUGGUCCUUUUCAAGUAAACUAAAUUAAUGAUAUAAGUGUUUAACUGUAAGUGUCACAAUUAAUUUACAGUUCACUUGAAAAGGACCAGAAGUAUUGGUCGACACGUUGUGUGCCAAAUUUUAAUAAAUUAGCCAGUUGUGGUAAAAAAAUUAUUCUUAUUUAUUUAUCACUGGCAAGUA